This is a messenger RNA of Schistocerca serialis cubense, 1743 nucleotides long. RefSeq lists its product as uncharacterized. The transcript is spliced from 2 exons. The record is from RefSeq and is a predicted model, not a curated record. Bases 1219 to 1743 code for a protein of 174 amino acids. NCBI's taxonomy places the organism in Eukaryota, Metazoa, Arthropoda, Insecta, Orthoptera, Acrididae.
UAAAUUCACAGCAUCACUUUAUUUAUCAUUCCAGCAACCCUAGCUAUAUUGUGCAUUUGUCAUUCAUCAAUGGUCUGAUCAAACAUACCUUUCAUAUUAGAUUAAGCCAGCAUGGUGAACUACCUGGAAACGUAUGCUGUCCUAGCAAAUUUCCCAUAAAGAAGCAAACCAUGGAGGACCUUCAAAUAAUCAUUCAAUAAGUGCAAAAUAGCUGCAGCAGAUUUUUUGCGGACAUUCUGAAGGACGCUUUGGUGUGAGAAAAUACCACGUUAAAGGACUAAGAUAAACUUGUUACACUCAUUUUCUUUAUAGUUACCUUUCCAAACAUAAUAAAAAAUGGAGUCAUGUACAAGCAUUAAAAAGCAAAUAAAAGAGUUAUUCUUUUGAUUUAUAUUUCUGUUAUUUGUCUACAAUUUGUUAAAAGGACACAACUCUGGAGUUUUUGAAAAGUAGUCACAUUGUCUGUCUGCUCAAUAUAAGAUAAUUCAGACCAACCAUCCUCAUUAAGAGUGGUAUUACUGUGGUCUGGAGUGGAAAAUUCGGAGAAAACUUUCCUAACCGAAAAUUCGUUUGCCCUUUCAGCAAAUGAUUAAUCACUUGUAGAGGAAAAUGUAGCCAUCACAUGGAAAGCUGUAGCGACUUGACUGGCCGUGACGUCCUCCUACAGGUUAACUUCCGAGCCAGGCAGCUGGCCCAGACUCAAUCGCACUCUCACGUAUGCCUGGUACACCAGCCAGUCAGGUUUUAGAGGGAUUUCCAAAUCACUGAGCAUUUGCUAUGCUAGUCCCCAGCUCCAUCUUGGAAAAUACGAUAGACAAGCAGUUAAAAUGCGAUAACAAGCAGAAUAAUGAAGUUCACGGAUUUCACAGACAGAUGGUGCUCGUGACUGCCCUCCGUUGCUUUAAAUGACCACUUUGUCGAUGGGAAGUACAUCCAGCUAGAAAGUAAAAAAAAAUAGGUUCCUCAAAUUAGGAUAAUAGAGGAAUCUUUAUGAUGGGUUAAAUACUAGAAAAGAAGCAAAAAGCUUAGGUUGCAUAGUGAGAUGUAGAAUCAGACAAGUCAACGUAAAAUGCAAAAAUAUAUAUUUAUUUACAAUUUACAACGAUGUAUAAUGAUCAACAAGGGGGUGAUUUCGUCUGACGUGCACACGUUCUUCGUCAUUAUGGGGAUGAAAUCGAUGACACGGCAGCUGCUGGGACGCGUCUAACCGUGGUAGCCAUGAGCCAGGCCGAGUCCGUGCGCUCCCAGCAGGCCGUGGGCGCCGGCCAGCACGGGGGCGGCGACGACGGCGGGCGCUGCGUGGGCGAGGACGGCGGGGGCGGCGUGGGCGGCGGCGGCAGCGUGGGCGGCGGCAGCGGCGUGGGCGGCGGCGCCGUUGAUGUGGGCGUCCCGGGCCUGCGUCUGGGCGACGGCGGUCAGGUGGGCGGCGCGGGCGGCGGCCACGUCGUGUGUGUCCUGCACGUAGCCGCCGGGGCCGACGGCGAUGUGGGCGGGGCCGUAGGCGGCGUAGCCCGGGUGGACUGCGGGGGCGGCGACGACGGCGUGGGGCGCGGCCACCAAGGCGGGGGCGGCGGCGACCACGCCGUGGGCGGCGCCCAGGUAGCCGGGCCUGGCCACGGCCACAGCGACGACGGCGACGAGCAGGACCAGCAGGACCUUCAUGGCAGGGCUGUUGUUGGAGCUGCUAUGAACUGUACCGUGACACCGACGGCCACGUCCUUAUAUACGACGCGGGCGCCGUGA